AUGAAACAGCUGUACGACACAACUAAGAAACUGUCUGGGAAGUACAGCAAGCCAGAACAACCCGUCAAGGACAAGGAGGGAAAGGUUAUCACAUUACUAAUGCAGCAGAUGAAUACAUGGUCUGAACACUUUGAGGAGUUCCUGAAUAGACCAGCACCACCAAAUCCACCAGACAUCAACCCAGCCAACAAAGAUCUCCCCAUCAACUGCGGCAAGCUGACUAGAGAAGAGUUAAGGAAGUCCAUCACCCUGAUGAAGAAUGGGAAGGCAGCUCGACCUGAUGACAUACCGGCAGAGGCCCUAAAAAGCAGACCUGAAAUCAUCAGUGGAGAUGCUGUACUCACUCUUCGAGAAGAUCUGGGAGGAAGAAGAGAUACCGACUGA
Molecule: messenger RNA, 384 nt
Organism: Pelobates cultripes (western spadefoot toad)
Lineage: Eukaryota; Metazoa; Chordata; Amphibia; Anura; Pelobatidae
Source: the annotation of a GenBank genome assembly